This is a messenger RNA of Harmonia axyridis, 1050 nucleotides long. RefSeq lists its product as uncharacterized. Gene Ontology annotation, cellular component: midbody; recycling endosome membrane; cleavage furrow. Gene Ontology annotation, biological process: regulation of cytokinesis; endocytic recycling. The transcript has 5 exons. The record is from RefSeq and is a predicted model, not a curated record. The coding region runs from base 34 to 675 and encodes 213 amino acids. NCBI's taxonomy places the organism in Eukaryota, Metazoa, Arthropoda, Insecta, Coleoptera, Coccinellidae.
CUUGAUGAAGACAGUGUUAGAUGAAGUUUCAAGAUGGAAACAGCUCUAUGGGUAUCUUCUGGGCUGGUACGCAGCUCAGUAAGUAUCGUGAAGUUUUUUGUGCCAAAAAUGAUAUAUGGUUCGGCUAGAGCAGCACGUUAUUUCAUCCCUACAAGAAUUACUAACUUGAUGUCGAAAUGUGUAGAAUUUGUCGAAAUUGUCACCUCCUUCAAGACAAUUUUGGAGCAAGUUGAAGCUCUUGACCAUCAAAUAAAGGUACUCAAACAGUCGUCCAUUGAUAAUGAGGAGGAAUAUGCGAAAGCGAAACUAAUCAAUAAUGAUUUGUGUUCCAAAAUUUCAACAUUGGAACACCAGCUCAAAGAGUUGGAAGAAAAGAACGACGAAAGAAUCCUACAAGAACAGAUUAAAACCAAGGAAAUAGUUGAGAAACUUGAAUAUGAACAGCAAACGUUAUUGAAAGAAGCUGAUAGCAGGAUAUUCUCCUGUGAACAAAAGAAUGCACAGCAUAAAAAGGAACUUUGCAUGCAGAAAAUGAUCAUCGAAAAAAUUAAGGAAGACCGUGAUAAACUAUUAAAAGAAGUGCAAGAACUCAACAAUGAAUUAUUUUCUACAUCUACUAAAGCCCGAAAAUAUGAGGAACAGCUUGAAAAGUUGAAGCUCUUGACCAUCAAAUAAAGGUACUCAAACAGUCGUCCAUUGAUAAUGAGGAGGAAUAUGCGAAAGCGAAACUAAUCAAUAAUGAUUUGUGUUCCAAAAUUUCAACAUUGGAACACCAGCUCAAAGAGUUGGAAGAAAAGAACGACGAAAGAAUCCUACAAGAACAGAUUAAAACCAAGGAAAUAGUUGAGAAACUUGAAUAUGAACAGCAAACGUUAUUGAAAGAAGCUGAUAGCAGGAUAUUCUCCUGUGAACAAAAGAAUGCACAGCAUAAAAAGGAACUUUGCAUGCAGAAAAUGAUCAUCGAAAAAAUUAAGGAAGACCGUGAUAAACUAUUAAAAGAAGUGCAAGAACUCAACAAUGAAUUAUUUUCUACAUCUACUAAAGCCCGAA